Messenger RNA from Cicer arietinum (chickpea), 1151 nucleotides. RefSeq names its product ethylene-responsive transcription factor ERF003-like. Gene Ontology annotation, molecular function: DNA-binding transcription factor activity; DNA binding. The record is from RefSeq and is a predicted model, not a curated record. Gene Ontology annotation, biological process: regulation of DNA-templated transcription. Lineage: Eukaryota; Viridiplantae; Streptophyta; Magnoliopsida; Fabales; Fabaceae.
AAGCUGCUUCUGCUUCACUUCACUUCACUUAAGUCACCUUUCUUAAUUUCCUCUGCGUUUUGUUUCUCAUUCUCAAAGACACUUCACAAACACGUUUUCAUAUUUUUUUUGUUUCUCAUCAUCAUGGCCAGACCCCAACAACGUUAUCGUGGUGUACGCCAGAGACAUUGGGGCUCUUGGGUCUCUGAAAUUCGUCACCCUUUAUUGAAGACAAGAAUAUGGUUAGGAACAUUUGAAACAGCAGAAGAUGCAGCAAAAGCAUAUGAUGAAGCUGCAAGAUUAAUGUGUGGUCCAAAAGCUCGCACCAAUUUCCCAUACAACCCAAAUGGACCACAAUCAUCUUCAUCUAAGCUUCUCUCUGCCACUUUAACUGCAAAAUUAAAUAAAUGUCACAUGGCUUCACUUUCUCUUCAAAUGUCAAAACAACAACAACAACCACAAAGAGAGCCUAAUCAUGUUUCAUCAACACAAAUGUCUAAUUCAAUUAUUAACCCUUUUGUUGUGUCUAAUAAUGACAUUGUUGGAACAAGUGGUGAAAAUGGUUUUAGAUGGCUUGAUGAAGUGAAUUGGGUUGGUUUUGAAGGUCAAGUUGAAGUUUCUCAUCAACAAUUUCAGCCUGUUCUUGAAGAUGAUCACAUUGAACAAAUGAUUCAAGAGUUGCUUGACUAUGGUUCAAUUGAGCUUUGUUCUGUCGGUUCAUCUUAGACUACUCUUAUAAAAAUGUAGGUUUUCUCGUUGAUGAUACUUUUUGGGAGGUGAAAUUAGGGAAUUUACACAUUCAUGCAUUUGAAACAUCGAUGGUCGUCUGAUUCUGACAUGAUAAUCUAAAAUAUUUAGACUUUUACUUUAUUUUAUAAUACACAACAUCGUUCUUGUUUGAUCUUGAUCGAACGACUACCGAUGUCUCAAAUGUAUAAAUGUAGAAAUUUCCAACUGCAGGCGAGUUAAUUUAUCAUGAGAGUCUGAUAGUAGUUGUACUAAAUCACUAUCUAAUAAUAAUUGUAUAAGGUUUAGUAAUCUUGGAGAUUCACUUCACCCUUAGUUUUCACUUUCAAUCACUUGUGGAAUGAGAAUGUAAGAUAUAUAAAAUGAUGCAUAUGAUGCAUAUGAUGGACUUUAAUAUAUAAAAUUAGUAUCAAAAGCCAUACAAA